This is a messenger RNA of Ostrinia furnacalis (Asian corn borer), 1423 nucleotides long. RefSeq names its product tektin-4-like. The coding region runs from base 182 to 1423 and encodes 413 amino acids. Gene Ontology annotation, cellular component: microtubule cytoskeleton; nucleus. NCBI's taxonomy places the organism in Eukaryota, Metazoa, Arthropoda, Insecta, Lepidoptera, Crambidae. The record is from RefSeq and is a predicted model, not a curated record. The transcript has a single exon. Gene Ontology annotation, biological process: cilium movement involved in cell motility; cilium assembly.
UACGAUUCCAGAAAUCUUGAUUACAAACGAAUUUGUCAUGGUAACCGUGUACUGGGAUAUUUGAUCAAUAUUUCUUCGUUGCCUCACAGACUUUCUUUCAAACACACAAUUUCUGCUACCGACUUGAGUGAAAGUGUAAAAAUCAAAAUCUUGUCAGAUACAAGAGUCCAGUAAAAUCAAAAUGACGACAGCAGAAAAUGGCGACUAUCUAUCAUUCGGCGACAGAAACUUUGGGCUCGGCACAGUAUUGAACUGGCACGACCACAAUCAACGCGUCUUAAAAGGGGACAUCAUCGGUAUCACCGAUGAAAACACUUCCAUCACCAAGAAUAGCAUCGUCAAAGUCAACCAAACUUCUUGCAACGACUUCAGUGAUAGCACAGACCAAUUGAAGCACCGGGCCAGGCACAUCAAUUACUGGAAGGCAGAAUUGGAAAGAGCUAUACGUGAUAUAGAUGCCGAAAUAGCAAUUCUUGAAGCUCAAAGGCAGCAAGUGAAGAAUGCUAUGGAUAUUUUAACUAUCCCUGAAUAUAUAACUGAAGAGUGUCUAGAUCUGAGACGACUGAGGAUGCAAUCAGACCUCAUUUACGACGAGCCACAAGAGGAAUUAUUCACGGAGUCAGCGUUGAUAGAAAACGUGAAGCGACUACACAGAGAAAUGUUGAGGGACAUACAGAAUCAAAUGCAGAUGAAUGUAGCAGCGAAAAAUGCGUUGGAACGGGAUUGGAGCGACAAGUACUUGGCUUUCAAAUACGAAAGCGAGAACGUUGAUUUGGAAACGAAAUCUGAUAACGUUAAAGAUAUCGCUGGAGCUACGAGACUGUCGGAAGGACAGUCUAAUGUGCAGUCCUGGGAACAGUACACGGUUAACGCACUGUCCCAGUUUAAACAUGCCAUUGAUAGGUCAAAAGAAUUGAGAGCAAAAGUUGAGGCAGUGCUGAUAAACACUGCUAGGGACUUGCGCACACAAGACAUAAAAGUAAACAAGGCGUUGAGCGAAAGGAUAGCUAAGACGGAGCAGGUAAAGAUAGAACUGGAGAAUCAGCUGAAAUUGACACUGGAGAAGAUUGUCGAAACGGAGAACAUUCUCGAAACGCUCCACGAGGAAAUGCUUAAGGUAUCGCAGAGGCUACAAGUGGCACAGACGAGAUUGAACACAAAGAACUGUAGACCCAAAGUCGAAAAUUGCAGGGAGGGGUCGUUGAUAGGUCUGCUUGAAGAAGUCAGAGAUUUGAAUGAUAGCAUGAGUCUGCUGCAGAAAAGGUCUUUGGAGACGGAGAAACUGAGGGCAGAUCUGAUCCACGAGAGAUCUUUGAUAGAGAAUGAGAUUAUAGUUAAGAAAAAGACGUUGCAUUUGGACAACGAAAGAUGCCUGUUUCUGAGGUCGCAUUUUCAAUCGGCGGAAAAAUUGUGUGGUUACUAG